Messenger RNA from Nerophis lumbriciformis (worm pipefish), 1254 nucleotides. The record is from RefSeq and is a predicted model, not a curated record. Lineage: Eukaryota; Metazoa; Chordata; Actinopteri; Syngnathiformes; Syngnathidae.
AUGACAGAGGACGGCAUGGAGAAGACAUACACCUGCACCGCUCCUGUGAAUAUAGCGGUAAUUAAAUACUGGGGAAAGAGAGACGAGGACUUAAUUCUUCCUAUUAACUCAUCGUUGAGUGUAACACUUCAUCAAGAUCAGCUGAAAACAACCACAACAGUGGCCAUCGGCAAUUCUUUCCAAGAAGAUCGGAUUUGGCUCAAUGGGAAGGAGGAGGAUAUCAGCCAUCCAAGACUACAGUCCUGCCUGAGAGAAAUUCGACGUCUUGCCAGGAAAAGGCGUAAUGAUGCAGACCCUGGUGUGGAUUCAACUGGUUUGACUCACAAAGUUCACAUCUGUUCCAUCAACAAUUUCCCCACUGCUGCUGGACUUGCGUCCUCUGCAGCAGGGUUUGCUUGUUUGGUAUACACACUUGCCCAGGCGUUCGGUGUCGAGGGGGAAUUGUCUGUGGUGGCUCGCCAAGGAUCUGGCAGUGCAUGCAGAAGUAUGUAUGGCGGAUUUGUCCAGUGGCUUAUGGGACAUCAGAGUGACGGCAAGGAUAGUCUUGCCCAACAGGUGGAGCCAGAGACUCAUUGGCCUGAGCUGAGAAUACUUGUGCUUGUGGCUAGUGCAGAGCGAAAACACGUUGGCAGCACCUCUGGCAUGCAAACAAGUGUACAAACAAGCUGUCUCCUAAAGCAUCGGGCUGAGUCCGUUGUCCCAGGUCGAAUGGUUGAAAUGAUUAAGGCAGUGCACAGCAAAGAUUUUACAGAAUUUGCUGAACUCACUAUGAAGGACAGUAACCAGUUUCAUGCCACCUGCCUGGACACAUACCCUCCUAUAAUCUACCUCAAUAGAGUAUCCCAUCAAGUCAUCAACCUGGUUCAUCGAUACAACCAUCACUACGGGGAAACAAGGGUAGCCUACACGUUUGAUGCAGGACCCAAUGCUGUAAUAUUCACUUUAGAGCAGCACAUUCCUGACUUUAUUCAAGCAGUCCGACAUUUUUUUCCUCCAGAAACUAAUGGUGGCGAGUUUAUAAAAGGUCUUCCAGUUCCUCAUGCAGAUCUUUCUGAGGAGUUGAAAAUUGCUAUUGGUUUAGAGCCCAUGCCAAAAGGAAUUAGCUACAUUAUCAGCACUAAGCCUGGCCCAGGUCCUUGUGUUGUUAGGGAUCCCACACAGCAUCUGCUUGGACCUGAUGGACUACCGAAGAACACUGUUAGACAUCAUUCCCCAGAAAGAGACACUGUAGCAAAACAUAAAAAUGGUUACUAA